AUGGGAUUGGAAGGCUAUAUAAGAGAAUGUGGGCGAUACCGUGUCUCAGUGCAGCAUGAGAGUGUAGAGGAAGAAGUCUGCUUGCUUAAACUGUCCUCCCCUGAAAUUGAGAUGCUGAUUAUCCAUCCAAAUGACUUGAACUCUACAAAUCCGGCUAGUAAGCUGCUUGCACAUCCUAAAGUGGCAAGCAAGGAGCAGGAAUUUGCGGAUGGGUUUGUUGAGGUACUGGAGGACUUGCACAAUUAUAACCACCUCAGCGUUGGCGUGAACUUGCAUUCUGUGUCUUCUGGAUCUACGUUUCCAUCAGCUGAAAAUUCAGAUACUCCAUAUUAUGUGAAUCCUAACAGUUACUCUGGUGAAAUGAUCGACUGCUCAAUAAGUAACAGACCUGAAGCUGCGUCCUUUCUUUUCCUACCUUCCAGCUGUGAGCAAAUGCAGCCCAACUUUUCAAUUCACCGGCUGAAUACACUGAAAGAGGAACUUCAGCUAGUACCAGAGAUGGUCAGUCCUUCACUCUCCCCUAUAGAUAUGGACACCCAGGAAAUAAUUAAAGCCGAGAGGAAGAAAAUAAGAAACCGGAUAGCAGCUUCCAAAUGCAGAAAACGAAAAUUGGAGCAGAUUUCAAACCUAGAGGAUAAAGUGAAGACUCUUAAGUGCCAAAACACAGACCUAGCUUCUACGGCUGGUUUACUAAGGGAACAAGUGGCACAGCUAAAACAGAAGUUAGUGAGUCAUGUCAACAGCGGUUGCCAAUUUCUUUCAAACCAUGAGACUCAGUACUAA
This is a messenger RNA of Nanorana parkeri, 783 nucleotides long. RefSeq names its product transcription factor jun-D-like. The record is from RefSeq and is a predicted model, not a curated record. The transcript is spliced from 2 exons. Gene Ontology annotation, cellular component: transcription regulator complex. Gene Ontology annotation, biological process: regulation of cell population proliferation; regulation of cell cycle; regulation of transcription by RNA polymerase II. NCBI's taxonomy places the organism in Eukaryota, Metazoa, Chordata, Amphibia, Anura, Dicroglossidae. Gene Ontology annotation, molecular function: transcription factor binding; RNA polymerase II cis-regulatory region sequence-specific DNA binding; DNA-binding transcription factor activity, RNA polymerase II-specific. Bases 1 to 783 code for a protein of 260 amino acids.